AUGGGACUCAUUUCUGUCGGAUGCCCAGCAUCGACAAGCAUUCCGAUAGGGAGUUACACAAUGACAGAAUUCACGCAUUUACUGAAUUCGUUGAAGUAUCCCAACGGUAAACCUGAAAUGUUCGCCGCUUUUAACCUUGCCAGGGAUCUUAUAUAUGCUGAAAGAAGCAAAUGGCAAACUAUAAUGGUUUUUUCAAAUGCGCGGUAUUCAACCCAAAUCUGUCUCAACUCGAAAUUAAGGGAAGAUGAAUUUACAAUUGCGGAUGAGCUUCGAAGGAAGGUGUAG
Ostertagia ostertagi is the source of this 285-nucleotide messenger RNA. The record is from the annotation of a GenBank genome assembly. NCBI's taxonomy places the organism in Eukaryota, Metazoa, Nematoda, Chromadorea, Rhabditida, Trichostrongylidae.